AUGUCUAAUUCUACUGUUACCAAUUUGAACAUCACACAGACUAUAUCACCAAUGGAUCGAGAUCUGAAAACCAUUUUGUCUGUGUCCUCGUGUGUCAUUUUCCUCUAUGUCAAUGGAGUCAUGAUCUUCACCUUGAGGAAAAAAACUGUUUUCCAGGAGACGUCUCGCUAUAUUCUGUUCGGUCACAUGCUUUGGGUCGACACGCUUAAUCUUGUAAUGAGCGUAGUGUUAUUUGCUUGUGCUGUUUUUAGGCCUUUUGUUAUGAAAAUUGUCUGUCUUAUACUUCUUGUUGCUGCGACAGCUCUCUAUCAGGUAUCUACCUUGAAUCUGGCUUUAAUGUCAUUGGAGAGAUAUGUGGCCAUCUGCUUCCCUCUCAGACAUGCAGAAAUCACCACUUAUGGAAGAACCAACAUGGCUAUCAGUGUAAUCUGGAUGAUAAGCUGGAUUCAAUCCCUGUCUGAGAUUGUUAUCUUCUAUUCCAUUGAUACUACCAACAUAGCGGUGAAUUUGUUCUGCUCUAGAACUACUCUUUUCAGACUGCAGAUUUAUAAGAAUCUUGAUGUAGCUUUCACAUGCGUAUAUUUUGUGUCUGUGUGUUUUAUUAUCAUCUUUACUUAUGCUUCUAUAGCAGCUGUGGCUAAAACUGCCUCUGGUGAUAAAGCAUCCGCCAAAAAAGCCACCAAGACUGUCCUUCUGCAUCUAAUACAGCUGGGUCUAUGUGCUGCAUCUAUUUUAGUGGGAGUAAUUCAAGAAGUCAUUUAUGUUUUUACCAGCUAUGCCACUACGAUUAGUCUUAUGUUUUUCUUCUUUGUUGUGUUUAUGAUUUUUCCAAGAUGUCUAAGUCCUCUUAUUUAUGGUCUGAGAGACCAGGCCUUCAGCAGUUUAUUUAAAUACUAUUUCGCAUUUGGUCUCAAAAAGCCAAGCAAAUGUAAUGCACAGAUGCAUUUAGGUGGAGGCAGCUGA
Molecule: messenger RNA, 963 nt
Organism: Danio aesculapii
Lineage: Eukaryota; Metazoa; Chordata; Actinopteri; Cypriniformes; Danionidae
Product: odorant receptor 131-2-like
Exons: 1
Coding region: 1-963 (320 amino acids)
Biological process (GO): G protein-coupled receptor signaling pathway
Cellular component (GO): membrane
Molecular function (GO): G protein-coupled receptor activity
Source: RefSeq, a predicted model, not a curated record